AUGAGAUUAUUAGUUAGCUGUGUGGAUAAUGGAUCCAUAAAGGAACUUUUGUGUAACGUUGGCACUGACACUUCUGUACAAACGGCUCUACAACCAUUUCACGUGGCUCCUCAUCUAGCCGAGGGAUUGAAAAGUCACAUUAACAAAAUAUGGAUGAUUUCUAAAGAUGAAGUCAUAUUGGCUAGAAACUCAGGUGUCGUUGAACUCGUGAAAAUCUCAAAGCAUGCGAAGGAAAAUGAAGUUGCAGAAACCGCGGUAAAGGAAGAAAGUAAAGGUGUGAUGGAUCCUUUACCUAAAUUCGACAUUUCUGAAUUUGAGAUUGUCAGUUCAUUAUCGAAUCUUUUGAACGACCUGAAACUUGAGCAAUUGUCAAAAAAAUCUGUUAAGAGGACCAAGUUAGUCGAUGAAUUUGUUACAUUAUGUCCUUUAAAGAAUGAGCCGCUGAAUAGCACUUUCGUAGCUGCCACUAAAUCAGGUUCGCUGCAUAUUAUAAAGAAAGAAAAAGAUGGAAAGCUAAAUAAAUUGGCGUCCCUUGAACUAAAAGCACCAUUGGAAUUUCUUCAGCUGUAUGAUCUAGAGGAGGCCCAUGACGAUAAAAUUUUAUUUGCAUAUGGUGGAGAAGAAAAUCUAGUGAAACUGGUUGAAAUGGAAUCUGACUUUACAUCUUUAGAACAAGUAUGGGAAGCUAAAAAUGUCAAGAACGAUAGACUAGAUAUGAGAGUCCCAGUAUGGCCUAUGGCUUUGAAGUUCUUGAAGCCUUCCCCCAAUCAAACAGAUAAAGAUAAACUGAAUUAUCAGUUUUCCGCUAUAUCACGCUGGUCCCAUUUAAUUAAAUACAGUACACAACAUGGCAGGAAGCCUUUUGCCCAAAUAGAUUUAUUACCCAACCGUGACCCACUAUCCCAGAUGGAAGUUUUUGACACACAUGGAAAAAAUGUUGUAUCUUCUUUAGGAAAUUUACAAUCCGGAAGUUUUGACGAGUUGAAUGUAAUUACUACCGAUCUCAAAAGGAACGUGUUUAAAUUUGAUGGAAAGGGUAAGAUGUUAAGCAAGAUAGGUAGAGAUGAUAUCACUGGUACAUCCACUUACGUUCAUGUACAUGGUGGUAAAUAUCUUUUACAAGGUGGCCUAGAUAGAUAUGUUCGUGUCUUCGAUAUAAAAACUAACAAAAUGUUGGUAAAGGCUUACCUUGGGUCUCGUAUAAAUGCCAUUAUCAUGUUAGAUGAUACUGAAAUUGAAAUGCCAUUAAGUGCAAGCGCUAAAGCUGCCAAAGAGAAGCAAAAGAGAAAAAUUGCGGAAAUUGAAGAUGAUGCAGACGAUCUUUGGACCAAAUUAGAAGGAAAAUCAGGUGUAUCUAAAGCUAGCAAGAAAGGUAAAACUUAA
Molecule: messenger RNA, 1383 nt
Organism: Saccharomyces eubayanus
Lineage: Eukaryota; Fungi; Ascomycota; Saccharomycetes; Saccharomycetales; Saccharomycetaceae
Gene: NSA1
Product: ribosome biosynthesis protein NSA1
Exons: 1
Coding region: 1-1383 (460 amino acids)
Biological process (GO): ribosomal large subunit biogenesis
Cellular component (GO): nucleolus; preribosome, large subunit precursor
Molecular function (GO): protein binding
Source: RefSeq, a predicted model, not a curated record